AUGUUUACCCACAUCUCCACCUACGACAUUGUCAUCAUCGGUGCCGGCUUCUCGGGCAUCAACCUCCUCUACCACCUCCGUAAGCUGGGCUACAGCUGUCGAAUCUACGAGUCAGGCACCGAUCUCGGUGGGACAUGGCACUGGAACACCUACCCUGGCUGUCGUACGUGGUCAUUCCGCGAGAAGUAUCCAUCGGCGGACGAAUCGAGGGCCUACUUUGCACAUGUAGAGAAGGUUCUCGAUAUUAAGAAAGACGUUGACUUCGAGACAUCCGUGACUGGGGCUUGGUACGAUGUCAACGCGGGGGGGAAGAGGAAGUGGAGGGUGGAAACCAGCACUGGAAAACCCACACACUGUCGGUUUUUGAUCUCCUGUGUCGGCACCGGGGCAGAGAGGUAUCUUCCAGACUUUUCGGGACUAGAGACGUUCACCGGGGAUGUGUGUCACUCGGCUUGCUGGCCGAAAGACGGGAUUCAAGUCGCAGGGAAGAAGGUGGCAGUGAUAGGCACAGGCGCAUCUGGCGUGCAGAUUGUGCAGUCCUGGGCAAAAGAAGCGGAGUCACUGGUGGUCUUUCAACGAACACCAAACCUGGCACUGCCCAUGCAACAAGAGACACUUUCACCUGAGACGCAAAAAGCGCUCAAGGAGGAUGCACCACGCAUAUUCGCCCAGAGAGAGAAGACUCUCAGCGGCCUCUUGGAACAGCCUGACCCUCGUGCUACAUUUGAUGUCACGUUCGAGGAACGAGAGGCAUUUUAUCAAGCACUUUACACAAUAGGCGGCUUUUCCUUUCUGCUCAGUAGUUUUAGUGACCUGAUGGUUGACGAAAAGGCGAAUCGUGCGGCGUACGAUUUCUGGGCCAAAAGGACACGGGCGAGAAUUACUGAUCCUCGUAAGAGAGAUCUUCUGGCACCUCUGGAGCCACCGCAUCCAAUCGGAUCGAAGCGCUCGUGCUACGAGCAGGACUAUUUCGAAAUGCUUGACAGACCCAAUGUUGAAUUAGUGAACCUCCGCGAGCCUGGCCGGGCUAUUGCAGCAAUCAAACCCGAUGGGAUUGAAACCGCAGACGGCACAUUUUACCGUGUCGACGUGAUUGCCUUGGCAACAGGCUUCAACAGCGUUACUGGCAGCCUCACCCGUAUCUCCGGGCUCCGCAACACCUCCGGGACCACAUUGGCGGACGAGUGGAAGAUAGACGGGGCGAGCUCAUACCUCGGCAUGACGCGCAAGGGGUAUCCAAACAUGUUUCUCUGCUAUGCAGUCCACGGUCCGACUUUCCUGAGCAAUGGCCCAGCCUCAAUUGAGAUACAGUCGCGUUGGAUUGUCGAUGCUAUUCGAAAGAUGGAUGAAACUGGUUUAAUCUCGGUGGAACCGACGGAGGAGGCGGAGAAGAACUGGAAGACCACAGUUAAUACAUUCACCGAUAUGACGCUGUUGGGCAAGGCUGACUCUUGGUGGGUUGGAGCGAACAUCCCGGGGAAGAAGAGGGAAAUGUUGGCCUUUCCGGGUGGGCUACCAUUGUACGAGGAUAUAUGUCGCCAGGCUCUGCAGAAUUGGGAUGGAUUUGUGACUUUGUGA
Messenger RNA from Aspergillus saccharolyticus JOP 1030-1, 1578 nucleotides. RefSeq names its product flavin-containing monooxygenase. Lineage: Eukaryota; Fungi; Ascomycota; Eurotiomycetes; Eurotiales; Aspergillaceae. Gene Ontology annotation, molecular function: oxidoreductase activity. The record is from RefSeq and is a predicted model, not a curated record. The transcript is spliced from 2 exons. The coding region runs from base 1 to 1578 and encodes 525 amino acids.